Messenger RNA from Hydra vulgaris (swiftwater hydra), 4366 nucleotides. The record is from RefSeq and is a predicted model, not a curated record. NCBI's taxonomy places the organism in Eukaryota, Metazoa, Cnidaria, Hydrozoa, Anthoathecata, Hydridae.
CAAUCUUUCUUGUCUAAUACAAAAUCUGAGAAAAAUGCUAAUAUAUAUAAUAUAGCAUUGCCACUAUUAGGUAUUUUACUGGCUAUUAGUUUUUCUCUGAUUUAGGGUUAGACCAGUAAAGUUGUUAAAUUGUUAAAUUUAUAUAUUUUAAAUUUAUUUACAUACAGGUAGGUACACCUUAAAAACUACAAAAAAAAGUGGUACCCUAUAACUGAAUAUUGGAAACUUCUGAAGUGCUGAAACUUUCUAUACUUAAAAACUACUUUAAAUGAAUGUCUUCCCUGGCCUUAUUUUUUAAUCUAUAGUUUUUAGUAAAGUUUUGUGAUUAAAAGAAAAGUCGCCUUUUUUGAUUGUUACCCCUUAAAAACCGCAAUCAGGUUUUUUGCUUAUAAUUUUAGAGCCGUUGAUCAGGUUCCCUCAAAAUUUUGUAAACAUUUUGUUUUUGGGCCAUAGUAUUGGUACACACAUUAUUCUAAAUCUAUUAUAAACGAAAAGACAUAAACAACCCCAAAACUCCUUAAAAUUACAAAAUAAAUCCUUACAAAUUACAACUAAAUACUAAUAUACUGUAAUUAGGGGAUUACUGUUAAUUAAAAUUUGUAGAUAGUUUAACAUAUUAUAUUUUUCACUCAGAUAUUAUAUUUUUAUUUAAUAGGAAUAUUACUUAAGUUUAUUUAUGCACACAAUUGUUUUAUACCAUAUGUAUUUUAUAGAUAAAAAUAUAAUAAGUAAUUUUGCAAUGGGGAAACCAAAAUUUAUUUUAAAGUGAGAAAAGAACCUUUUGUUGUUGGAAAACCAAAUUCAAAGGCAGAGGCAAAAGUCCAGAGGAAAAAAAUAAAUAUGAAAGAACUUCAGAUUCAACAAGCUGUGUCUUGGUGCAUAGAGCACAAAAAAAGAGGCUAUGCUGCUUUGCAAACUGGUAUGUUUUCUUUUAUCAAAGAUCGAGGAACCAUUGAUCGGAGAUUAGAUGGAAAAACUGCUAAUAUAAAAAAGCAACAUCUACGAAUUUUGACAGCUGAAGAAGAACACUCGAUUGUAGAAUUCAUUAAAAAUAAAAACAGGUGCCAUCAAGGAAUAUCGAGGAAGCAAGUCACAAGUCUAAUUAUUGAUGUUUUAAAAAUUAGAGACUAUUGCAACACCACGAAUCAAGGCGGUCGCAAUUUUGGUAAACUAUCUGAUAAUGCAAAACAUGUUGUUAAGACAGGAAAGCUUGGCCAGUCGUUUUGGCAGAGAUGGGAAGCAGAGCGAAAUUGUUGUUUCACAAGUUAUUUUUGCUGGUAAAGGUAUCACAAGUCAUAUGGCCCCAAAAACAGCUGUCAAAAAUAUAAAAAAUUUAAUUAUAUCAUCUACUGAAAAAGGAAGCCAGGAUAACCAUUCUUUAUUGGAUCUACACAAAAAGUUUGAUAUAUAUUUGUCAGAAGAAAAUAUACAACGACCUGUUGUAAUGCUAGCAGAUGGACACAGUUCAAGAUUUGACUACAAUGUUCUACAUUUCCUCCAUGAAAAAAAAAUUAACUUGUUUAUAAGUCGUCCUGAUACAACUGGGGUUACUCAACUGUUGGAUCAAAGUCCUAAUCAAAACAUGCAUCGUCAAUAUGACAAAAAAAGAGAUGAACUUUUUACAACUUUCCAAACAAUAAACCGAGAAGGCUUCAUGACAAUUCUAGGAGAAAUGUGGGAUAAAUGGGCUUCAAGGGAUACCAUAAUUAAUGCUGCAAAGAGAGUUGGCAUAUCUAAAGAAGGUUUAAGUGUAAAUAAUAUGCAGCAAGAUAAAUUUCACCAGGCUGCAAACUGUAUGGUUCAAAAUCAAGAACAAGAGCCUUCUAGCAAUCUUGUUCUAAGUACACCAAAGAAAAUAUGCACACGUUCAUCAGCAAAUGUUUUGUUAACACCAAUUACUCCACAUUCAUUUCCCAAAUUAGCAAAAACAAAUCAUCGUUAUGGAUCAGCUAAUUAUUGGAAAUUUAUGUUCGAGCAGUCACAGAUGAUUAUGAAAGAAAGUUAUGAAAAAAGUUUAAUUCUAGAAGAUAUACCAGGUUUGCUUACAGUAAACAAGGUAAAGCCAAAAGACAUGAAUAAAACAAAAAAUAUACGUGUCACAAACAUACAUGGGUCAAUGGAAGCCCAAAACAUCAUUGAACAGGUUGAGUUGAUUGAAAUUAGAAAAAGGAAAAAAAAAGAUCAAAAGGAGAAAAAAAAGAAAGAAAAAGAUAACGAAAAAGAACAAUUUUAUAAAUGUAAAUUAAAAUGUGUUUGCAAUGGUAUUUGUGCAGUAAAGGGUUUUAAAGAGUGCCCAGUCUGCCACGAGAUAAAGAAAUCAGUAUGCAGCAAAAUUUCUUGUCGAGUUGAUGGAAUGAAGCCAAUAAUGAUUAAACUAGCCACAUCAACCAAAACAAAUGCUAAAUAUAAAGACAAUUUAAGUGACGUGGAAAGCGAUAACAUCAAUUGGGGAAAUGUUUUAUGUUGAUUUGAAAUGUAACUUUUUGAUUCCGGAAAGAAAUUUUGACUUUGUGUCUCAAUGUUUGUAUUACUCUUUGUACCCCUUAAAAACUACAAGCGUCUCUACUGCUAGUAAAAAGCUUAUUUUAUCAAUCUGAGAAGGAUAUUGUGAAAACUUUUUUUUUUUUUAUUUGUAGCAACAAUAUAGUUAUCUAAAAAAAAAGGAAUUGCAAUCUUAUUUUCAAAUUGAUGCUUACCCAUGCCAAAAACCGUGUUUUUUUAGUUUAAAAUUAAUUUAUUUUUUAUUUUUAAAUUGCUUUUUUCACAUUUUAUUAAUAAGAAAAUAGUCAAACUUGUAUUUUUUUGUAGAGAGUAUUUAUAUGGAGUUUCAAAACAAAUAAUUUUAUGCGUUAAAGCUCAUACAGUGCUUGACAAGAACAUAAAUUAUGACUUUGUAGUUUUUAAGGUGUUUGUGUUUUUAAGGUGUACCUACCUGUAGUUUAGUUAAGACAAUGUAAAAUUUAAUUAGUGUAAAUUUGUUUGGACUUUCAAUAUUAUGUGUUGCUUCUCUUAAAUGAGAUAAAAACCCAAGGAUGCAAAAAACUUAAUAUAAAAUAGUGUAAAGAAGAAGUAGUAACUAAAAUAAACAGCAUAAUAGAAUUUGAUAAGUUUGACUCAACACUUGACAAUGUUUCAUCUAGUAACUCUGGAGUAUCUCUGCAGUUGUAAAUUGCUAAAUACUGAUUUGACAGAUUUUUCUUUUUUUUUUUAAUUUUCUUUACAAUGUAUAAUUUUUACUACUUAAUUAGGAAUUGUCAGAUUUCCAUUAUUUCUUUCUAUUAGAAACAAAGAGUUUAAAAUAUUAGUGGUAAGAACUGUCAAAAACUUGUGAUUGCUAUGAUGAAGAGGUUAGUAAAUUAAAAGUGCAUUCCUAUAAAUACUCUGUUUAAUUUUAUAAUGAUAUUACUCCCAUCUUACAAUCCAUUAUACAAAUCCCAUGCAUGGCUCUACGUUAGCCGUUUUACCAUAAUGGGAUGACUGAAUAACCGUGAAUUUCACAAGCGCAAACUAGCACAUGUGCGAAGCAGUUACAAAAACUGGCACAAUGCCAAAUGGCAUAAGUGCAAAUGGGCAUAACUGCACAAAAAGAAUUCUAAACAUUGGCAUAAGUGCAAACUGGCAUAUGUGUAAAUUGGUAUAAGUACGCUGAACAGAUUUUCAAACAUUCGCAUAAGUGCCAAUUGCCAUAAGUAACUGGUAUAAGUGUGAAGCAGUUGCAAAAACUCGCAAAAGUGCAAACAACAUAAAUGCAAACAGGCAUAAGUGUGCCAAAUAAAUUUGCAAAAUUUAGCAUAAUCCCAAACUGCAAAUUUAUUACACGGGCUUAUGUCAGUUCACACUUCUGCCUGUUUUUGUAACUGUUUUGUACUUAAUCAAAUUUUGCACUUAUGCCUAUUCGUAAUGUUUGCUAACCUCUUUGGCGCACUAAUGCCAAUUUACACUUUUUCCAGUUUGCAAGUUUAAAGCUAUAGGUUAUCCUAUAGCUUUAAAUUUUAGUCCAAAUAAUUUUUUUAACCCAGAUAAUAUUCAUAUAUAUGACUACACUAAUGGUUAGUGUACACUUAUGAUCUGGACUACAUUAAUGUUUUAUGACAAAUUCACUCAUGGCCAAAUCUAAUAUAGCAGCUGGAAAAGGCAAAGAAUCUUUUUAGUAUAACCAAGCUAUACAACUUAAUAAAAGUUUGUGCAUCGACUUCUCACGAAUUAUACAUAGAGUCGAUUGUCGAUGCAAUAAUUGCUGAUUCGUGAAAGCGGGCAACUUUUGCUUGUCUUAAAGUGCCUUAAAUCUAACAGAUAUCAUCGUUAUAAUAUUCCUUUGUUUGUAAAUUGUUUUAAAAAAUAAAUUUAAAAAUAACUUUUAAAUAAA